AGCGCCUGUGAAGAAUAAAUAAGGGCAGGGAAACCGAACCGCAAUGGGACAAGUCAUAUUUCUGUCCAAUUAGGCCUAAAAAUAACCUAAAAAUGACUUUUACCCUUGACGGAGAGACAUUACUGACUUUUUAAUGGGCUUUGGCGCAUUCAUUGGCAACUGAAAGGGACUGAGAAAGUUUAGACUGAAACGAACUUCAGGAACAUUCAGCCGAACUGUCAUGGAAGAUUUCGGGUCGGCGCUGGAGAAGAACGUGGCGGAUCUGACCGUCAUGGACGUGUAUGACAUCGCCGCGGUGGUGGGCCAGGAGUUCGAGCGCAUUAUCGAUCAGUAUGGAUGCGAGGCUCUGUCCCGGCUCAUGCCCAAAGUGGUCCGGGUGCUGGAGAUACUGGAGGUGCUGGUGAGCCGGAACAGCAUCAGUCCCGAGACCGAGGAUCUGCGACUGGAACUGGACCGGCUCCGACUCGAGCGGAUGGACCGGCUGGAGAAGGAGAGGAAACAUAAAAAGGACCUGGAGUUGGUGGAGGAUGUGUGGAGAGGUGAAGCUCAGGAUUUGUUGUCUCAGAUUGCUCAGCUGCAAGAAGAAAACAAAACGCUGCUCAACAACCUGUCCAUCAAAGAGUGUCCGAUGACAGAAGAGGACAUACAGAAACAGGAAGGUAUGACCGAGAGGGAACGGCAGGUGAUGAAAAAGCUGAAGGAAGUUGUAGAUAAACAGAGGGACGAGAUCCGCGCCAAAGACCGAGAGUUGACGCUCAAAAAUGAGGACAUUGAAGCACUCCAGCAGCAGUUGAACAGGCUGAUGAAGAUCAACCACGACCUGCGGCAUAAGAUCACGGUGGUGGAGGCUCAGGGGAAAGCUCUGAUUGAGCAGAAGGUGGAGCUGGAGGCGUUCGGUCAGGCAAGACAACAGGAAAUGGGUAACCUACGACAGGAAAUGUCUCGUCUUAAAGAGCGACUUAAAGAGCAGGGGAAGACCAGUACUGAGACAGAGCAACCUACAGGACCGCCAUCACCUGCACAGGAUUUAGCUUCUGAGCUCCUCGCGGGGGGCAUGGAGAUAGAGGAAGGGCCCCUCCAUCUCAUCCCUAGCACAGGGAGCCAAGGAGCCUCUACAGAUGAGAGUGAGGAUGACAAGGAUGAUGAAGAGGCUGCGUUUUUAUUGGAGGCUCUGUGUGAUGAGGAAAUGUCCGCUAUAGAUUCAAAAGACCCGAAUUGCCCACGAUUCACCCUGCAAGAGCUGCGUGACGUCCUGCAUGAGAGGAAUGAACUAAAAGCUAAAGUAUUCAUGCUGCAAGAGGAAAUCGCGUAUUACAAAAGUGAAGAACAGGAGGAGGAAACAGGCCCGCCCAUGUCCGACCCGUCGCCCACUCUCAGACCAAGCUCCCGCUCCAACUUUCAGCCUGAGUCGGGCAUAAAACGACUGUUUAGCUUCUUUUCCCGGGACAAAACCCGAGGCUCGCAGAGGAGGGUGGCGCAGAUGGGCGAAGGCUUUGGUUCAUGGGCGGGGAAAGAUGACGUGUACACAGAGCAAGCCCAGGAGGCAUUACAACACAUGUAAUGAACACAAACACUCCACUAAAUGCUAACCUGCACCAUGUGACUAUAUGCCACGAUUACGCUCCCUUUCAUGGUCAACUUUCACAGCACAACAUCUGCAAGCAGACGAGACAUGCAGGAACACAGAGGAUGGGGCAGUUAAGAGUUACUGAUAGAUCUCGCCCCUUAUCUUCACCCAAAGAUACUGCUAGGGAAUUUUUUAUGUGCCUAUUUUGUUAGAUAGAUAUUUUGGUAUUGCGAACUACAAGUUACUAUAAGUAGAGAACGCUGAAAAAUAGAUUUCAGACAGUAUUGUGAUGACGUUUUUAAAGAGAAGAUGCCUUCGAUAGAUAAGAUAAAUAUCUACUUUUAAUUCAAAUUGAAUUAUGAAUGAGACAAUGCCUAGUAACCAUGAAUAUGCAUGUGACUGAAGAAAUAAGUCAAUAAGAUUUUAAUUUUCGAAAACUGUGCCCAAGCCGGAGAGAUAUUAUGAACUUUGGAAUUGCACAGUAGGUUAUUUUGGUGCACUGAAAUGUUUUUAAAGGAUUGUUAUGGGUUCAAAACAAGUCAAGUUCAUUGACAGCAUCAUUUGCAUGCUGUUAAUUAACACAGAUAAUAAGUUAGACUCAUCCCUCAGUUUAUAAAAAUACACAGACAUUGCAUUUACAGUAAUGCACUUACAAUGGAAGUCAGUGGGGCAAGUGUACCAAAGGGGUUAAAAGCAAAAAUGAGCACAUCAUAAUUUUGUUAAAGCACUUAUAUUAAUUCCUCCAUGCAAAAAUGUGUUUUAUUUGAGCUGUAAAGUUGUUUACAUCGUCCUUUUAGAGGUGGGACGAAUGAACAUCUGGUUAUGCAUUACUAACAUAAUAAUAAACAGUAACUUUCUGGUAUUCUUGGGCGUAUUGUGUGAAUGUUAGAGUUGAGAAAUUGGAUAUAACUUGUCUCAGACAAGGGUAGGAAGUUAUUUUAUCACACUUGUCUCAUGUUAACACGUAUAAUGUUUAAGUCUUAUGCCUAUAUUUUUGAAACGUGUUUUUUUAAAGGAAUAUUCCGGGUUCAAUACAAGUUAAGCUCAAUUGACAGCAUUUGUGGCAUAAUGUUGAAGUUACAGUGAGACACUUACAAUGGAAGUCAAUGGGGCCAAUUUUUGGAGGGUUCAAAUGCAGAAAAGUGAAGCUUAUAAUUUUAUAAAAGCACUUACUGUACAUUGAUUCUUCUGUUAAAACUCAUGUAUUAUUUGAGCUGUAAAGUUGAUUAAAUCUUUGUAUUUUUACGGUCGUUGUAGGGUUUACAGUGUUACGUCAUCAUGGUAACGAAGUUGUAAAAUUGAAUAGAACUUACUUUACACGGAAAAGGUUAGUAAGUGAUUUUAUCACAUUAAAAUUAUGUUAACACGUAUUGUUUACUUCUUGUGGCAAUACUUUUGAAAAAGUGAGUAUUUUGAUGUUUAUGGAUUGGCCCCAUUCACUUCCAUUGUAAGUGCCUCACUGUAACCCAGAUAUUUGCUUUUCUUUAAAGAAAAAGAGGGAUGAAUCAAAAUAAUUUUUUUGUUGUAAUCAACAUUAUGCCACAAAUGUUGUCGAUUGAGCUUAACUUGUAUUGCACCCGGAAUAUUCCUUUAACAUUUAUCCUAGUGCAAUGCAUUACUCCAUUGACCUCCAUUGUAAGUGCAUUACUGUAAAUGCAGUUUUACAAACUUCGUACGAGUCCAAAUUAUUGUCUGCUGUCCAUAGAGCUUAACUUGUAUUGAACUCCAAACAUUACUUUAAAAUAAUAAUAAUAAUAAUAAUAAUAGUAAUAACUUUAUAUGUAUUAUGUGUUUCUGCAGUGCAUUAAUGCAGAACAAUAUAAAUAAUCCGUAGCUUACUACUGGUAUCUGUCUAAAGUAUCAGUCACAUAUUCAAAUGUCAUUCACCAGCUGUUUGCAUUGCUUGAAUGGUAUUUUCACUGGCAAUAAUAGAACUGAGUACAAGCAUGAAAAUGCUUAACUUUGAUAAAGUGUUUGUUAAAGCAGCUUUGUAAGAUAGAAAUACAUGCCUGUAGGCCUGACUUCAAUUGUUGAACAACUAGUACACCACUCAAUAUGAUGGCAAACUCCAGAAUUGAAAAAAGAAACUGUAUAAGAGUGAAAGAAACUACCACACAUGGGUUUCCAGUAACAUUUUACUGUUAAAGAAAAACGUACUGGAUCCAAUGUAUCACUAUGAAAGAUUAUAUAUAACAACUCAUCUCAUUGUGUAUUAAAAUAUUUUAUACCAUG
Molecule: messenger RNA, 3799 nt
Organism: Myxocyprinus asiaticus (Chinese sucker)
Lineage: Eukaryota; Metazoa; Chordata; Actinopteri; Cypriniformes; Catostomidae
Product: RILP-like protein 1
Exons: 8
Coding region: 221-1561 (446 amino acids)
Biological process (GO): cilium assembly
Cellular component (GO): cytoplasm; ciliary basal body
Molecular function (GO): protein dimerization activity
Source: RefSeq, a predicted model, not a curated record